AUGAUCGACUUGGAUGCGGAGAGGCUAUCAAACACCGUGAUGAUCACUCGGAUCUCCCUCAUCUUCCGCGACAAACCUCUUGAUUUAGUUUCCGCCCUCAUCCGCGUUCCGCUGGGUGGCUCUGCAUCUACACAAAAAAGUAUCAUCAUCAAAGACAAGUGA
Molecule: messenger RNA, 162 nt
Organism: Plenodomus lingam JN3
Lineage: Eukaryota; Fungi; Ascomycota; Dothideomycetes; Pleosporales; Leptosphaeriaceae
Source: RefSeq, a predicted model, not a curated record